AAAUGGGAAUCUAGAGCGCAGAGAGGAAAAGAGACGCAAGAGACUGAUAAACCAAGAGAGCAGGCGAAAAAAGUGGAGACAGAUUUAUUUUACGCACGGGAAAGACAGGGAAACGAGUAGAAGAAAGGAAAGGGGAGAAGGAAAAGAGGAAUCGAUUUCGCCCCCCCCCCCCCCCCCCCCACCCCCCCAAAUUUGGCUUCUUUCACUCUCAUGACUCAAAGAGGAUUCCAGUUAAAUUCACCCUGUCGGGAGGAAUUGAUGGUGUCUUUUCAGGGAAGCAGAGCCGAGGGGAGGAAUCUGAACGCGCUCGGCUGAACCAUGCCAGCCCUGUGGAUCAUAACUUUGGCGAUCACUUUGAACCAAGUGUGGUGCAUUCGCUUCUCCCAGGAGCCCGCGGACCAGUCGGUGGUACUGGGAGAACGGGUGGUGUUGUCCUGCGUGGUCUUCAACUACAGCGGCAUCGUCCAGUGGACCAAGGACGGCCUGGCCCUCGGCAUCGGAGAGGGUCUCCGAGCCUGGCCCAGGUAUCGUGUGCUGCGGGCUCUGGACAUCGGCCAGUACAACCUGGAGAUCUCCAAUUCUGAGCUGUCUGAUGACUCUCUGUACGAGUGUCAGGCCACAGAGGCCGCCCUGCGCUCCAGGAGGGCCAAACUCAAUGUACUCAUUCCCCCUGAGGACCCAGUGGUUGAUGGAUCCCCAGAGCUCCUCCUGAGGGCUGGAACUCCAUACAACCUGACCUGUGUGACCCGCGGGGCUAAGCCUGCAGCACACAUCCAGUGGACCAAGGAUGGAGUCGCUGUGGAGGGGGCCUACCAGUCUACGGAAGUGCUACCAGACAGGAAGAGGGUGACGACCAGGAGCUACCUGCCCAUCACACCAGCUGACACUGACAGCAAUAGCAACUUCACCUGUGUGGCCAGCAACCCGGCGGUGCCAAUGGGCAAACGAGCCACUGUUACCCUCAACGUCCACCACCCUCCUAUGGUGACCCUGUCCAUUGAGCCUCGCUCUGUCCUGGAGGGUGAGAGAGUCACCUUCACCUGCCAGGCCACUGCCAACCCUCCCAUAAUGGGCUACAGGUGGGCAAAAGGUGGCGUGCUGCUGGAGGGGGCCAGAGAAAGUGUGUUUGUCACCACAGCAGAUCACUCCUUCUUCACCGAACCCGUGUCCUGUCAGGUUUAUAACGCUGUGGGAAACACCAACGUCAGCAUCCUGGUGGACGUGCACUUUGGCCCAAUACUGGUGGUGGAGCCCAGGCCAGUUACGGUAGAUGUGGACUCUGACGUCAGUCUGAACUGCAAGUGGUCUGGCAACCCCCCUCUCACCCUCACCUGGACCAAGAAGGGCUCCAACAUGGUGCUCAGCAACAACAACCAGCUGUAUCUGAAGUCAGUGAGCCAGGCCGAUGCAGGCCAAUAUGUCUGCAAGGCCAUUGUGCCCCGGAUUGGAGUGGGAGAGACUGAGGUUACACUCACUGUCAACGGCCCCCCCAUCAUCUCCAGUGAUCCAGUCCAGUACGCGGUCAGAGGAGAGAGAGGCGAGAUCAAGUGUUACAUCGCGAGCACCCCCCCACCUGAUAAGAUUGUCUGGGCGUGGAAGGAGAAUGUGUGGGAGAAAGAGAAGGGCACCCUGAUGGAGAGGUAUACUGUGGAGCAGAGUAAACCUCCGUCCCAGGGCGGGGCCGUCCUCUCCACCCUCACCAUAAAUAAUGUCAUGGAGUCAGACUUCCACUCACCCUACAACUGCACCGCCUGGAACUCCUUCGGACCCGGCACCAUGAUCAUCACCCUGGAGGAGAAGGAUAUUGUUCCAGUGGGAAUUAUCGCCGGUGGUACGGUGGGCUCCUCCAUUCUGCUGCUUAUGUUUCUACUGGCUCUCGCCUUCUUCCUGUACCGCCAACGCAAAGGCAGUCGCCGAGGUGUCACCCUCGGUAAACCAGACAUCAAGGUGGAGACAGUCAACAAAGAGACCCACAGCCUGGAGGAGGAGGCGGCCGACGUCUCCACGGCAACCCGGAUGGUCAAGGCCAUGUACUCUUUUCUGCCCUCUGUUUCCCUCUCUCCCUCCACUCAGCCGUUCAAAGACGACAUGGACUUGAAGCAGGACAUCAGGAGCGAGAGCGACACCAGAGAGGAGUACGAGCUCAAGGAUCCAACCAAUGGCUACUACAACGUCCGAGCCACCACCCAUGAUGAGGCGCGCCCCCAGUCCCGUGCCAUCCACUACCAGGGAGAGUUUCGCCCCCCGAACCCAAACAGUGGACCAGCCGGUGCCACUUCCAGCGGACCCUCAGCUACACCCAGCGGUGCUGUUCCCCCCAGCGCCGUGCCAGGCUCAAGAGCAGGCUGCUACGACCCCCGCCCGCCUUCCAGGAUGUCCCAUGCCACCUACGCCCAGUUCAAUACCUUCUCCAGGGUGCCGCAGAGCCAGCAAGCGCCUCCCAAUCCAGCUCUUCAAUCACCUGGAGAUUACCCCGGAGAUUGUGGCCUGCUGGAAAGCACAACCCAGCUGGCCUAUGACAACUAUGGAUACCCCUCCCAGUAUCCUAGCUACCGCAUGGGCUUUGCCCCGCCCAUAGAGGAAGGACCAGCCUAUGAGAUGUAUCCAACAGGACAAGGGACUGGGCCAGGACCAGGUCCCGGGCCAGCGCCAGGACCAGCACUGGGACAACAAAGUCCUGAAACAGGGCUAGGGCAGUAUGGCAGCUCCACUCGCUUCUCGUACUCGUCUCCACCCUCUGACUAUUCCCAAAGACACACACAGCGGAUGCAGACUCAUGUUUGAGAAACACAAAUACACACUCUUUGACUUUAUUUUUGCAACAGCAGUACUUCUUACACGUAAAACAAGUCAUACAUAAAUGUAAAAAAAAGACGUAAACAAAUCUGUUUUCUUUCUCCAUAGCAUCCAAUGCAUGGAUUUUGGUUCAUUUUCUGAACCAAAAAAAAAAAACUCCCCAACAACGCACAGCAGUUAGCAGCAUCGCAUAUUAAUACAGUUAGCAGCAAUACAUGCAAAGUGACAUUCACACACAUUUGCGCAGACCUUCUGUUGUGUGCAGUGUUUAUGCUCCAACAAAAGCAAAGCGAGAACCACAAUCAAGAGAAAAGAGACAAAAAGAGCGGCAGGAGCUUCAGGAGGAGCAGAGGAACCUUUUUUUCCCCUGCAAUCCUCAUCCUGCUCACAUUUUCCUCCCAUCUCUGUAAAUAAGUGCAAAUGGAGAUUUGGGUUAUUUUAAAGUUAAUUCCUUGUACAAACCUACACAGUGUGAUGCAGUACAGUGACCUACAGCAAACCUCCCUGCAUUUUCUGACUCUCACAUAUCGCAAAAAAACCCUCCACACAUACACACAGAUCUGUAAAGACUUGUUUGUUUCAAUGUAUUGCAACAACGAGGCAGCUUGGACUAUAAAUAUAUCUGGCACUUUUUGAUCCCUUUUCCUGACUAAAGCCUGUCCAGUGCCCUUUGCUUACAAGAUCUACCUUGAUUUAAGUGGGACAGAGCUUUUUAAAGUGGUGCCAAUGCUUAUGUGCCAACACACAAACUAUUAUAUUAAGGUGUGGCUUCUUUUGUAAAGCGUGGACAAUGAGACGCUCUGAACAACGACAAAGGUUUUGUAUGUGCUACAUUUGAGAGGAAAGGAAAGGAGUGGUAGCAAGUGUCUCUAAAUGCUCAUUCUCCUCCUCAUCUUAUUUUUUAUCAUCAUGAACAUUUCACUCGAGGUCAAUGCUGUAUAUACAGUAUUUGUGAAACAAGGUGUGGCGGGAGUGCUUUUUCAUUCAAUGAAUUUCUGCAAUUUGUACAAAAAGAUACCUCCCCUACCUUCAAGUGUCAAAAAGUAUUUGUUUCUCUCACUUGCACAGUAGAAUAGAUUUUUUUUCCAUAUUUAUACCGAAACGUAUAAAAAAAUGGCAUUCAGAAACAUUUUAUAGUAUUUUUAUAAGGAGUUGUGGACCAAAGGUUCAGCGUUUUGGGUAAAACUCACUUUUUAAUGUGUAUGUGGCGACGUGAUCGUUUUUGGAAAUGCUUUGACUUUCUUUAAGAGGCGAUGGAUGGUGUUUUUUUUAGAGUGGAUAUUGCAGAUUUCAAUUAGAAAAUUUUAAGAGCUUCUUUCCCAAAUUUUAAAUAUCCAGCAAGGGGAAUCAGUUUGGUGGAUAUCUCUAUUUGGUGUGAAACUCUUUCUUUGACUUCCAGUCUUCUGACUGGACUGCCUUUUUGACUGUCGACGACAUUCAAAAUGAUGGAUGGAGAACAAGCGGCUGCUCACUUUGAGCUGUGCUUUGAACUUUGUAAGCAAUGAGAAAGGUUCCAGUGUAGUCUAACAUAUCAAAACGAAGGUACAGAGGAUUCUAUCUAGCUCAUAUGUACAUUUAUAUGUAAGUAUAUUGGUUUGUUCACUGCAACAGAAAUUUGGUGGUAUUUUAUGUCAGAGAUUUUCCCAUUAUAUUGUGUCAGCUUUGGUACGUAUGAUUGGCCUUUAACCGCACAGGUUCAUAAUGAUGAGCGUUUAAAACCUCUACGGACACAGCUACUGUACAAGUCCCAUGUUUUAAGUAAGACGUUAUAAAAAGGAAGCCUUAUUUUAUCAAAAAAAAAAAAAGGUUUUGUUUCCUAAAUGAUUUUGGAGCUUACCGACAACACCAACUGUGACCCUGUAUCAGUUUAAAGACAUUUAUUUGACAAGAAAGUGUAAAGAAGGGAAAGCUUUGCAUGGCUACAUUUGACUGCUCCAUUUUUUUAUUCCCCAUAUAUUAGUAUGUUACAAACUCACAUCUCUAGAGAAACAAACACAGACAAUCGAUUGGCUGUUGAUGAGCAGGCAGCACAACAAAUUUGGUUUUGGCCAACCUAUGUGAGAUAUUUCUCCUGCGAUUUACCUCUACAGGAAAUGAUUUGACUUCCAGCCACUUAUUUAUAGUGUUGUUUGUAGUGUGAACACUGCAUCGAAAACACUUGUCUAAAGCAGCUAGUCAUGCUUAAGUAAGAUCAGUGAAAAACAGCUGCUACGGUCUGCCAUCAUGUUCCCACAGUGACAAUCAUGUGUUGAUUAGACCCCAUAGCGGCAGCAUCAAUCUUUCCUACAUACUGAGCUUGAAAUUGUAAGGAUCAUUGAAUAAUACAUGACUUUUGUAAACUUGUGUGGCAACCACCAAGAAUUGCUUUUUACAUUUUAUUUAUUUUUACCUUUCCUUAAUGGCACAUUUACUUUACUGAAUAGUCAAAGACGAGUAACAAGAGGGACUUUAAUAAGCAACGAUGAGUCCCCCCACCUGUAUCUCUACCAUACAUUUUUGAGUAUGAAAAAUGAUAGCAGAUAAGGAGGUGCUUUGCGAAAGUCCAGAGGCCGCAAAGUGAAACCAGAAAACUCAGCACCUCUAGCGGUAAUCAUUGAGUCUUCAUACUUAUCAGCCACUCUAUCAACCCCUCACAGAUACAGUAUAUUAUGGUAAUUUUGUGCUAAGGGGCAUUAAAUGUUUUAUUUAUUGCCCCUAUUUUGAAUAAACACUUUCAGACAGGAAACCACAGCCACGCCGUUUCUGAUUAGAAUAUCAGAUGGAACCUUGUUGCUCCAAGGUCACUAUAUAAACCAUUUCAGUAGUUAUAAAGAGAAGAACGGCAGAUGGAGCACCCUUUUAAAUUUAUAUGGUUAUCACAGCCUUGGUACCGCAUACUAUUACCACUUUACAACCUUUUUACAGAGUUGUAGCUGUGCAGUAUUUUGCAUCGGACUUGAAAUGUCAUUAUGACCUUGUGUAGAAUGAGUAAAUCUGACACUGAGGAGGUACUGAGGCCAACAAAUACACGGCCAUUCAGGUACUUAGUCAUUACCUCUUAACUAUUUACAGUCUGUUGACAUUGGGGAAAUAUAAAUAUGUAAAAGACACCAGAGAUGCCAAAAAUGCAAAACAGAUGUUUAGAUUUGGUUCAGCAAUGAAAAAAUAGAGCGGAAUCUGUGUUUACUCCACUAGGUGGUUAUUUCAUGUCUUUCCCCCUUAUUUCCAUACGUACCUCUCACCGCGGUGCACUGAUACGCUUUACUCUCUACUCUCGCCCCUGUGUAAAAUUUAUAGCCACCUACCUGCUUCCAGAUUUAGAGAGUGAACCUGCCUUUUAAUGGAAACCCAUCACAACAUAGCAAACCUUUCUGUCAUAGCUUUCUUCCAAAUUUUCUUCAAGAUGAAAACAUAUGGAGUAGGUUUAGCAGUAUAGCGUGCAUUAAUGUGUGUAUGUUGUGUUUUUUUUUUAGAGAAUAUAAAGCUUCAAGAGCUCAUAACAUCAUCCUCGGUGUUCAUUUACUUAAAAUUUUCGUCUUUGAAAAUCAAUUUUCUUGAUAUUACUUUGUGGUGUUACAUCACCUUUGGAAGAAAUGAGUGGUCAAAAGUGUGUUUAAACUUUUAUAUACAGUGUUUUAUUUUAUUUUGUAGGCAUCGGAUGGGCGGCUCUUAUUAAUCAACCCAGCAAAUGUGAGGACAUGUGUGUCUUUGGCCAAAAUGACUGCGCAGCCAGGCCACAAAUAGCCAAAACCCUGUUUCAAAUAGGCCAACCCAGGCUAGAACCAGGCCAGACCCACAGCAAACUGCUCUGUUCCAUGCUGUGCUGUGCUGUGCUGCGCCAUCCCUGGCCAAGACUGACUCAAGUGGCUCGGUGUCCAUUUUUACUUUGUGGAGUCUUCAGUGAGUGCCAAAAGACUGUGCAAAAAAAUGAACUGAGCAGACAAACAAAUGCAGCAGCCAUUUGUGUUUAUCGUGUUUAUAUGUGUAUGUGUACGCUAUCUGUUUGUGUCUCCAUACAUGCACACGUACUGUAUGUAUCCAUCUGUUAACAUGCAUGUGUGUGUGUGUGUUGGCAGCCUGUAACACCAGUGUGUUUUCAUGCCAUUAUAAAUGUGGUGGGACCACUGGACUGUAGAAAUUAGGGUUUGACUGUUUUGGGCAAGGAUCAGAUAGAUUAACCAGUAAUGUUGUCAGCUGCUGGCAUGAUGGAGGUUCCUCCUGACCACAGCUACAUAUAAAUAGUCUUUAUAACAUGAAAGAUGAUUUAAUUUACAGAUUGAAUUCAUUCAUUUAAUAGUUCAACAAUUAUUUUUGUGAAAAUGUGAUUAAUUAAAAGGCAGUAUUAUUCUAAAUUGUUGUUAAAGUUAUAAUCCUUAAGAUGUUUAUUAUAUCAAAACACAUUUCUGAUACUAUUCCACUCACAGGGAAAGACAAAAGCAGGGGCACAUACACAUUUCACUUGAUGUUGUAGUCAACAGUGGGUUAUGAGUUCAGCAUUACUGUUUCAGAUGACUGUAGUCUUCUUCAGUCUUCUUCAUUUAAACUAUGUAAUGUGAAGAAUCAUCGCUGCCCAGUUUUUUUUUUCAGUGAUUCAAAUAUGCCUAGUGCAUGAAAGCUGGAAAAUACAAAUCCGAGCUUGGUAGGCAGGAUUAAAGACUGUAGUUGUGGUUCCAUAAACAUAGGCCUCAUAGCAAGAUGUGAAUAAACAACUGAUUUUGUUUCCGGUUACCGCCUUCGUCUGACGAAACUACGCUGUAACGUAGUUUAUUCACUCCAAACCACUUGAUGGAAAUGCACUAAUUAGCAUAUUCUUUUUUUUUUUGCGACAUUUCAGAAGUUCGCUUCAAACUCACAUGAUAACUAGAUGGAAACACGGCUACUGACGUCAUCUUCCUGUGCCAGCUUUAGCCAGAAGGCUCGCUACUUUUGAUCAAAAACAGAGACAAGAAACAAGUUUGGGUGAAAUCAAUGCAGUCGAUUUACAGAAAUAAAUCUUAAUUCAUUUCUGUCUGAUUAUCAGGAUAGUGAAGAGAAACACAAGCUGCUCUUAUUUUGUUGCUUUUUUAAGUAACCCCUGAGGGACUGUUUUAUUUUGAACGUACCACUGUAACCUAUUAUCAAAAUGCGCUUACGGUUACCAACAGUGACAACAAAUUACCCAGGACUAAAAUCUGACGGAUUAUAACUUUAAACUGCCUUAAAAAGCUGAAAACCAUAACAGAAUUUCAUCUACAUUUUAAUGUCAACUGACGCUUUAAAGCCAUUUCCAAUCAGUGAAGAAGGCUGCAUAUUUGUUUUUGGAAUAACAUUAUUAACAUUUUAAAGGUGUUAAAUUAGAAUCCAUAUCAGUCAAACCCUAGUAUAAAGCAGGAUGGCUGGUAAGAAAGAGUGAAGGAGACAUUGCGUGGCCUUAGGACACGAGGAAGGAGCCCGGCUGGUGUGCUCGUCCCUCAUCCAGCUGCUGAGCCUGUCUGCUCUCUGAAACAGCUGCACGAGUGAACAGGAUUAAUUGAUGUUCAGCUUUGUAUAAUUAAGCAUAUGAAGACAAUGAUCAGCACAGUCAGAAGGGUUCCAUAUUGCACUUGAAAAUGUUUGCAGUGGAGGUGUGCAUGCGGGAGAGAAAGCGACAGCGUGGGUGUUUAAAUAAGCAUAUAUUCUCCAUACUCCAAUUCUUUAUUUCUGUCCCUAUUGUUCACAUGUGUAUUACAUUCAUGUUGGCUUUGAGUACCUGUGUAUCCCUUUUAUUGAAGAAAAAAAACUGUACAAAACAUACAAGAUAUUAUUAAAAUGUUCCUUUAUUUUUCAUGUUUCUCUGUUUGAUUUCUGUUUUCGGUCUUUUUUUUUUUUUUCAAAUUGUAUGUAAUUAUUUUUCCACAGUAUCGCAGAAAAUAAAAGAAGACACAGCUUUCAUACGAACAGCA
Molecule: messenger RNA, 8696 nt
Organism: Micropterus salmoides (largemouth bass)
Lineage: Eukaryota; Metazoa; Chordata; Actinopteri; Centrarchiformes; Centrarchidae
Gene: kirrel1b
Product: kirre like nephrin family adhesion molecule 1b
Exons: 15
Coding region: 319-2784 (821 amino acids)
Biological process (GO): cell-cell adhesion
Cellular component (GO): cell-cell junction
Molecular function (GO): cell adhesion molecule binding
Source: RefSeq, a predicted model, not a curated record